UUGGUUGAGCGGUUGCGGUGGAAGAAAGGAUUAGAAUAUAUAUAUAUAUAUAAAAAAUAGGGAAGUGGGAUUUGUGUGUGUUUGUGUGUGAGAGGGAGAGAGAGCGUAGGUGCUGUCAAAACUCACUUCCCGAAGUUAUAGCAACAUAAAACACGGCUCUAAACUGCAGUCCGCACAUGCAUUUCCCCCACUGCCAAAGUCGUAAAUGAUAUACCCUUUGCCCCGCGAUCCGAUGCAAUCCUGCACACACACUAAAACUUCACUUCACUUUGGCAUUGCAAGACUGGCAGUCCAAAUCGCUUGCGAAACACGCUCCCGACGGACGGACACGAACGACUCUUUUCCUCUCCGCUCCAGCAUCAUCAUCAUCUCCAUCACCACAGCCUCUGUGGUGUGUAGAUACUUAUAGAGAGAGAGAGAGAGUCAGUUAGAUAAUAGAGUGAGAUAUAGAGAAUUACGUAGAUCGAGCUCUUCUGGUGGACCGAAGAGCUGCAGCCUGAGCAGUAGUAGCACUUGGUGCAUCGUCACGUUGGGCCCACGGGGGCUGUUCUGUUGCCGCGAUUUUCCGCCCGUUUUCCGGUCACGAAGAGCAAACUGCCAGUGGUGUGAGUGGUGUUGUAUAUGCAUAACAUAUAUGUGAAUUUCGGGUGAAAAGCAAAUCCAGGAGAAGAGCAUCAGGACCUGUUGCGCGCCGCAGAGACCCUCUCCUCCGACACGUACAUUCUCCCUCUCGCACGCUCUUUUUCUCUAUCGCCCUGUCCUCCUCGCUCUGCUUGUUCGGUAUCGCUGAAUAGAGUACGAAAACAAAACCAGCAGGAACAGUAGUGAUACGCUGCACGUGGCACGCGAGGAGCACAUCUUUCCGAUAGAUACGAUGUCGGAUACCCAGGAGUACGAGACGAAGAUGGACGUGAACGCGUCUAGCACCUCGGCGACGCCGCGGACGCCACCGAAUUGCGCCCGCUGCCGAAAUCAUCGUAUGAAGAUCGCCCUGAAGGGCCACAAGAGGUACUGCAAGUACCGCUCCUGCAAGUGCGAGAAGUGCCGGCUCACCUCCGAGAGGCAACGAGUGAUGGCCAUGCAGACGGCACUCCGUAGGGCUCAAGCCCAGGACGAGGCGAUGUUCAAGACCACCGGGCCCAUUUCAGCUCUGAAGAGUCCUUCGCCCAUCCAUAACGUAGAGCGAAGUCUGGACUGUGACUCCUCAGCGUCAUCCCAAUGUUCGACGACAGCCGGCGUCGUCAAGAAAAUCAACCAAAUCGAUGCCAUUCCUUCUACAACAACAGUUUCCGUCGGAACAGUCGAAUCCUCCACUUCUCCAUUCGUUGCCCAAAGCACAGAUCUGUUGGAGGAUUGCCAGAAGCUUCUGGAACGGUUUAAGUAUCCGUGGGAGAUGAUGCCAUUGAUGUACGCCAUUCUUAAGGACGCCCGUGCCGACCUGGAGGAAGCGGCACGACGCAUCGACGAAGGGAAGCGGGUGGUGAACGAAUACUCUAGAAUACACAAUCUCAACAUGUACGAUGGAGUGGAACUACGAAAUUCUACCCAUAACAAGAGCCAAGAGAGAAGAAAUUGCCCUAACGGAUCGACGUUCAGAUCGACGGUGAACCUGCAGGUCAAGUACAUCUUCUGAAAGAAGCCGGAAAGUUUAGAAAAAAACGUCCUACGAAAGUAUUAAGACUCAAGAAGCACUUUACUCGAAAACAGGAAGAGUAGCUUCUCUGUACAUAAGCGUGUACCAUAUUAUAAAUACCACAUAACUAUUAGUUAUAAUUAGCAGUAACCAUAACUGAGGAAUUCAACAAUAAUCUUAGAUACUUCAAAUAGAAGAAGGUGGAUAACAGUGCAAAGAUUAUUCUAUGUAUUAGAACAGUAUUUCAUAUUUGAGAAGCAGAGGACUGAGCAUUUUUAAAUGAUUAGAGAGCAAGUCCAAAGAUUGUACAAAUGUGUAUAUCCAUUUGUGUAAAGUAAUUAAGUCUCCAUAUCAAAGAUAUUUUAGUGUUUUAAGCGUGUAAUUCAUUACCUCGAGAUGACCGAUAUUUUUCUAUAUUCUUAUAGGAGAAAUCGAAGAACGAAUUGCAAUAUUUAUAUAUAUACACAUCAGAAUUAUUACUAUUUUUUAGAAGAUAAUUUAUUCUAACACUGAGAGAAGCACACAAGGAUAAAUCAAUGAAACAAUUCCACAUACAUAGCAGAAGAAAUUACACUAUUUAGAAAAAAAAUAGGUUAUUAUUAGAACAAAGGAAUAAAUUCUUGAAUCAAGACCUUUAUGUUUAAUAUGCAAAUUAAGAAUAACAGCAAAUAAGCAUUACGCAAUUGCAAUACAGUUAAUUAGAUAUAUAAAUCAAGUCUCUUGGAACUAAUUAUUAUUGGAACAAUUACAGAAGAAAAUUAAGUAUAUUGGGCCAUGUGACAAAAAUGCACAGUAUUAUUGAAUUAAUACUUUAUCUGCAAUGAAAUAUAAUUGUGAGUCAACAAUUGUAAUAUUACCAUGAAAACUCAUAGUAUAAAAGGAACAAUUUAAAAUGUAAUUUGAUUAUAAGCAUUACUAUCACUUAAAACAAAUAAAAUAUUACCUUUAUGAUUGCUAAAAUAAAAUGAAGUUUUAAAAAUAUCAGAAAGAUAGACAAAUACAUAAGGAAGAUUAAAGAAAUUGAACAAGAUUAAAAUUAAUAAAGAUCGUUUAAUUUUUUCGAAGAUUGAAUGCAACAUUGAAGAUACAAGGAGCAGAAAAUUGUUGCAAAGAAGAAUGAAGAAACGCCAAUUGAAAGGAGAUUCGUGUGUAUGAAGAUAAUUGAAGAUUUUUGCAGUGCUGAAUCAACGCAACUUUAUAAAUAUCAGAAGCAUAGAAGACUAAGUAAAGAAAAAUGAAGAAACUCCAAUUACAAGAAGAUUCGUAAAUGUAAAGAAGAUUAAAGUAAAUGAAGAUAAUUGAAUAUUUUUGCAAUGAUUAAUCGACACAACUUUAAAAGUAUCAGAAGCACAGAGGACUAAGGUAAAGAAAAAUGAAGAAAAUCCAAUUACAAGAAGAUUCGUACAUGUGAAGAAGAUUAAAGUUAAUGAAGAUAAUUGAACAUUUUUGUAAUGACCAAUCGACACAACUUUAAAAGUAUCAGAAGCAUAGAAGACUAACUAAAGAAAAAUGAAGAAACUCCAAUUACGGGAAGAUUCGUAUAUGUGAAGAAGAUUAAAGUAAAUGAAGAUAAUUGAAUAUUUUUGCAAUGAUUAAUCGACACAAGUUUAAAAGUAUCAGAAGCACAGAAGACUAAGUCAAGAAAAAUGAAAAAAACUCCAAUUACAAGAAGAUUCGUACAUGUGAAGAAGAUUAAAGUAAAUGAAGACAAUUGAACAUGUUUGCAAUGAUCAAUCGACACAACUUUAAAAGUAACAGAAGCACAGAGAACUAAGGUAAAGAAAAAUGAAGAAAAUCCAAUUACAAGAAGAUUCGUACAUGUGAAGAAGAUUAAAGUAAAUGAAGAUAAUUGAACAUUUUUGUAAUCACCAAUCGACACAACUUUAAAAGUAUCAGAAGUAUAGAAGACUAAGUAAAGAAAAAUGAAGAAACUCCAAUUACGGGAAGAUUCGUACAUGUGAAGAAGAUUAACGUAAAUGAAGAAAAUUGAACAUUUUUGCAAUGAUCAAUCGACACAACUUUAAAAGUAACAGAAGCACAGAGGACUAAGGUAAAGAAAAAUGAAGAAACUCC
Messenger RNA from Nicrophorus vespilloides, 3706 nucleotides. RefSeq names its product protein doublesex-like. Gene Ontology annotation, biological process: regulation of transcription by RNA polymerase II; sex differentiation. The transcript has 5 exons. NCBI's taxonomy places the organism in Eukaryota, Metazoa, Arthropoda, Insecta, Coleoptera, Silphidae. Gene Ontology annotation, cellular component: nucleus. Gene Ontology annotation, molecular function: DNA-binding transcription factor activity, RNA polymerase II-specific; RNA polymerase II cis-regulatory region sequence-specific DNA binding. The coding region runs from base 875 to 1633 and encodes 252 amino acids. The record is from RefSeq and is a predicted model, not a curated record.